Molecule: messenger RNA, 1059 nt
Organism: Corylus avellana
Lineage: Eukaryota; Viridiplantae; Streptophyta; Magnoliopsida; Fagales; Betulaceae
Product: RNA-binding (RRM/RBD/RNP motifs) family protein
Biological process (GO): cytidine to uridine editing; chloroplast mRNA modification
Cellular component (GO): chloroplast
Molecular function (GO): RNA binding
Source: RefSeq, a predicted model, not a curated record
AGUAACGAGUUGGGGGAUAAGAAGAUACUCGUCGGACUCUGUUCGAUGAUGAAUUUGGGGGCUAAAAUGGGAGCGAGUGGCGCUGUUCUGAGAAUCCCAAAUGCUCCAAUCCUCCUCUCCUCCAAUAAAACACCCACACAACAAUCACUUCCUCGUACUUGCCUUUGUAGUGUUCGUAGCAGUAACAAAGGGAGGCGAUUUUCUUGGUUGUCUGUCAGACAUGGUGGCUCCUCCGUGUUGGCGUAUCUUCCUUCAUCUUCGUCCGCCUCCUCUUCACCCAACACUGGGUCUACAAAGCUCUACGUCAGUGGCCUCUCUUUUCGCACUACUGAAGAGAGUUUACGAAAGGCUUUCCAGAACUUUGGUCAACUUGUAGACGUCAAUCUGGUGAUGGAUAAAAUAGCUAAUAGGCCAAGAGGGUUUGCUUUCAUCCAUUAUGCGACUGAGGAGGAAUCACAGAAAGCUAUUGAGGGAAUGCAUGGGAAGGUGAUUUUCGUGCUAAAAGAUGAUGAUUCGUGUAAAUUAUUCGCUCAAAAGUUAUCCUCCUAUUGUUGUUUGUUCCUAUAUCCAUCCUAGGACCCACAAAAUAAACAAUGAGGAGCCUCAACAACGGUGAGGUCCAAGUUUUUAACAUCUAACCAGCCAAUCAAGCUGCGACACAUUGACAUUAAUAGUGGAGGGGGCUGUAUUUUCAAAAAGGGAUUAACGUUCGCUAUAUAGUAGAACAGCAGGCAAUCCCGUUUUGAAAAUUUCUAGUUGAAAGAACUUUUUGAGUGAAACCAGAUGGUUUAAAGUGUUAUGGUCAUCCUUGUUUCUUUGAACUCAAAUUGUAAUACCAGUUGCAUCUAUUAGCUGUUGUAGCCAAAUGCUUUGUUUUGCAGUGCAUGUAUUGUAGACUUUGCAGGUGCAUUUGAAUGUCUGAAUUUAGAUUUAAAAUUCUCUUCCAUUGGAAGUGGACUAGGAUCUUUCUGGGUCAUGCUCCCAAAAGUGUCUGUUAUUUUCAGAAUCCUCUAGAUGUGAAGUGGGCAUUGCAUGACUGAACAAACAUAAACCACUUUC